Messenger RNA from Annulohypoxylon maeteangense, 1753 nucleotides. RefSeq names its product translation initiation factor eIF3 subunit. Gene Ontology annotation, molecular function: translation initiation factor activity. Gene Ontology annotation, cellular component: cytoplasm; eukaryotic translation initiation factor 3 complex. Lineage: Eukaryota; Fungi; Ascomycota; Sordariomycetes; Xylariales; Hypoxylaceae. The record is from RefSeq and is a predicted model, not a curated record. The transcript is spliced from 4 exons. Bases 317 to 1156 code for a protein of 279 amino acids.
UUAACUGCGAAAGUGCCCUGUGGUCUCGAACCGGAUAGGAGCCGUCAGGCAUAAAUAUCCACUGCAACUGCAUUCUUUCAGGUGUCCCACCACACAUAACAGCGCACAAUAAUUUAGGCAAACCUAGAAAUAUCUCUCACGCCGAUUUUUAGCCUUUGUGCCCAAUCCCCGAAACUUCCUCCUAUUUCUAUUUUCCAACCUCGAUCUUCAACAAUUCUUUCAACGCCGCUUUUCGCAACCGACCACUGCUUCUUACUUGUCGCACGACUAUUCUAAGUCAACCAACCUACAUUCUAACAACGUCAAUCUAAUCACGAUGCCUGCCCGAAAACAGUGGGAUGAAGAGGAGGAGUCCGACUCUAGCACCACCCCUCCCUCUUCCCCACCUCCAGGUGUUGGUGCCAUUCGUCGCAACAAGUUCGAAGACGAAGAGGGCGACGAUAGCGAUGUUCUCGAGUCUUGGGAUGCUGCUGAAGAUUCCGAAGUAGAACGCGAGAAAGCUAAGAAGGCUGCCGAGGUCAAGGCCAAGGCCGAUGCUGAAGCUGCCGCCAGCAAGAAGUCCAAGGCUCAACGUAUCGCCGAAAAGAAGGCCGAACGAGCUCGCCAGUUAGCCGAGUCUGACGAAGAGUCCGAGGAAGAUGAGGCCCAACGUCGCGAGCGAAUCCGCCGUACCGAACAGGAGUCCGACUUGAAGCACGCCGAGGAUCUGUUCGGUGAUGCUGGUAUCAGCCUGAGCAGUGGACGCAAGGCUACCACCGUUGGUGCUGCCGUGCCUAUCGAUGCUAAGGACCCGACCAAGACCGUUGACCUGAGUUCGCUACCCCUGUUCAACCCACAGACUAAACUUCAGUUCGAGAAUCUUCGCAAUACUAUUGUUCCGAUCAUCGGCGGCAACCACAAGAAGGCUCACUACUCUCUGUUCCUCCAGGAAUUCGCUAAGCAGCUCGCCAAAGACCUACCCAGUGAUCAGAUCAAGAAGAUCUCCAGCACUCUCACGGCCCUUGGCAAUGAAAAGAUGAAGGAAGAGAAAGCGGCUGAGAAGGGUGGCAAGAAGACGAAGGCACAGAAGACCAAGACUACAUUGGUGGCUAGCCGAGCUAACACAACUGAUACUGCUACCUACGAUGACGAUUUCGGAGAUGACGAUUUUAUGUGAAAGGCGCCGAGGGCAUCCAAAUCCCUUCAUGGCCAUCACGGCACCUUCAUACAAGCCAUCCAACUCCCGACAAUUCUUGCCAUUAUGGUGGACUUUCUAGAGCUAUACCCACGACUUGCAACAUUUGGCACUUGGCACCCCUAGAUCACGCUACAGGUGCCAAACACUCUACUCCCUCUGGAGUCGACCACAGGUGUGGAUGGACGAUAAACUGGAACAAUGAUGACGGACAGGCGGUAAUUACUACGGGGCUACAGCCACAAUGGCAUCGGUCAGGCUUUACCUCCUGGCUGGAGAACCAGCAGGGGGUUCUAUCUGGCAUUCGCACUUGCAUCCCACUAAUAACUUGCAACGAUAGAGCCGAGCCGUGGCCAGGCUAGGCUUGGCUGUGGGCUCUGAUGACGGUGAUGAUAGUACGAAUGAUGCUAGAUAUGCACACUAUUGGCUUGGUUGGUCAAGUUGCUUGGGACGGUGCGACUUUGAGAAUGUAGACAGAUAAGAAUGCACUUUGCGAAUUACUUUAAAACGGGUUGUAGUGUAAAAGUUUAAACGGUGCGAUACUUUUCUCCCUACUUAGGUUUAUCUUCGAAAUAUCCC